Pistacia vera is the source of this 712-nucleotide messenger RNA. RefSeq names its product protein TRIGALACTOSYLDIACYLGLYCEROL 5, chloroplastic. The transcript has a single exon. Bases 117 to 497 code for a protein of 126 amino acids. Lineage: Eukaryota; Viridiplantae; Streptophyta; Magnoliopsida; Sapindales; Anacardiaceae. The record is from RefSeq and is a predicted model, not a curated record.
GCUCUAAUCUCUAUAAGACGUCGGCGUAUCCCUAUAGUUUAAAAUGAUGAUGCCAAGACGGACAGUGUAACAUUGUUGACUGUUUCAAUCUUAUCCUUCUCGUUACUCAAUAAACAAUGAGAACCAAAGUUAAGCACAGGAAAACAGACACCGGCACUUCUCUCUGGAAUUGGAAUGGGUCUGGAAGCAAGAAAAACACUGCCAAGAAACAAUUUCCAGUGACGGAAUUCUUGCAAGAACAUUACAGAAAAAUGAGGGAAACAGUGUUGGGGCCUGGAGGUGGAGCUGGAAUCGGGUGUGGUGUUGGAGUCGGGUUUGGCUUGGUUGGCGGAGUGGGUUUUGGUGGCUCGUCGUGGAACCAGCUAAACCUAGUUUUUGGGGUUGGAAUGGGUUGUGGUGUCGGUGUCGGAUUCGGGUACGGGCAAGGGUUUGGAUACGGGUUUGGUUUGGAUACUUUAGAGUCUUACGUUUCCAAACUGGAUAGUUCAGAUUCGUGAAAAAGGUUAGCAAUUAAUAAAAUGAAUUUCGCACUUAGUGAUGAGCUCAGUUUUGUUGUUGUAUUAUUAUGUUCUUUAUGGUUCUUAUCUGAUAAUGGAGUGUGUAGAUUGAAUACUCUGAGACUGAUGGGUUCUUAGUAGACAAAAUUUUUCAAUACUACUUCCCAUAUAUUUUCCUUCUACUUUGAAACAGUUUUUGAUUCUUCUUAAUUAAA